This is a messenger RNA of Macrosiphum euphorbiae (potato aphid), 1605 nucleotides long. The record is from the annotation of a GenBank genome assembly. NCBI's taxonomy places the organism in Eukaryota, Metazoa, Arthropoda, Insecta, Hemiptera, Aphididae.
AUGAACGAAUUGCAAUGCGUAUUGGCUAUUAAUAACUACGGAAAGAUUUUCACACUGUCUGCGUUUGAUGACCAAUGGAAACCGUUUCCCCAUAUCGGCAUGGAUUUGAAACAUAUUUCCGCCAUCGAGAAUUACAUGUGGUCCAUCGGAGGCGACAACCAGACGUAUCUGUUGGUGCACAACCUGGACGGAGCGAUACGAAUCAAGGAAGAAGUAUAUGAAAACGAGCGAUGGAUGCCCGUCGGGAGUUUUUCAAAAAGACUUUUGCCCACCGAUAGAUAUUGUUGGUCGUCGGAAAACGGUAAAGAAGAAAAAUUGAUGGAGAAUAUAAAAUUGCCCUCUUUUGUCUGGCAAUGGGAACAUGAUUGGAAGUUGGAGACUACGUUCGAGGAAAACGAUUUAGACAACAACGGUUGGACAUAUGCGGUCGAUUUUUGUGCAAAGUUUUAUCCAACCAAACGCUGGAAUUCAUGCGUUAGGAGGAGAAAAUGGUACAGGAAUCGAAUAUACACAGGCAUGAAUUCUUGGUGUAUAAUUUCUCCUCUGCACAAAGAUUUUACUCAGGAACCAUUUAUUUGCGUUAGCAUUGGAGGGCAUAAGAUACCCGAAGCCCAACUUGGUGUCAUUAUGGUAUGGGCGGUGACAGCACAAGGAAGGAUUUUCUACCGUAAGAACGUAAACAAAAUGUGGCCCGAAGGCUGUUUGUGGGUCUGUGUUCCUACCAAAGAAGGCAGUGAAUCCAGAUAUAUUGAUUGUGGUCCGUCGGGUUCUGUUUGGGUAGUUUUAUGGAGUGGUGUCAUACUAGUCAGAAAAGAAGUCAGUGCUGAAACUCCACAAGGUAAAAAAUGGAUUAUGGUUGAAUCUCCGGAAGCAGAUUCCAAAAUAACUCAAUUAUCAGUCGGGUUUCAGUCAGUGUGGGCAAUUACUAAUGAUUCCAGAGUAUGGUAUAGAAAAGGAAUUGAUCAAAAUCUCAGUGAAGGAACUUGUUGGGUGAAAUUAAACACAUUUAUGUUUUCAGUCUCCGUAACCCCAAACGAUCAAGUAUUUUCAGUGGGUUUAGAUAGGCAUUUAUAUUUUAGGAGUGAUAUAUCUAAAAAUUAUCCUACUGGUAAAAAGUGGAUUCAUAUACAGGCAUCCAUUGAAAUUGAACAACCUAAAGUACAGGAGACAAAACAGGAAGGGAUAGAAUCAUGGAUAUCAUCAUCAUUUACUGAGCCUUCACAUUCUGCUCCAACACGUCUGGUUGGAAAUGAUUCAAAAAAUAAUUUAAACUUGAAUGCAAAAGAAAUCAAUCCUUCUCAACGCCGAGUGUCUGCUUGGAGUCCUAAACUUAGCAUUGGGUCUUUAAUUGGCAUGGAAGCUAAACCGGAUUCAUUUAUGGAAAUUAAAAGUAAUAUUUCAAUUAAAAAACCAAAAACAUUUUGGAGUUCUGUAGUGGGAGGCUCAAUUGAACCAGAUGUUUGUUUUAUUUCACAAUGGUUUAAUUCUCCAAAUGAUAGAGAAACUAUUUUUAAAAGCAAAUGGAGGCGAGAAAUAUUGGACAAAUUAAUUGUGUUGAGGUUAAAAGAAAAAGAAUUUCAACAAAUCACUUCUUUUGCUUUGUAA